UCUCUCUUCUCUGAUCUCUCAUAAGAGCUUAGGGUUCACUUUAGAUCUGUCUUUGAACAAUUUUCUUGACUAUCUUCUCUCUGCUACUCUCAAGUGACCAAGCAACUCCGUCGCAGGUGAUGAGGAGAUACAGUCCGCCUUAUUACAGUCCUCCGAGGAGAGGAUACGGUGGUCGAGGUAGAAGUCCUCCUCCUCCUCCACGACGUGGAUAUGGUGGGGGUGGUGGUGGUGGUGGACGUAGAGGAUCUAGCCAUGGAAGUCUCUUGGUUCGUAACAUUCCUCUUGAUUGCAGACCUGAAGAGCUUCGUGUGCCCUUUGAGAGGUUUGGACCUGUGAGAGAUGUCUAUAUCCCCAGAGACUAUUACUCCGGGGAACCGAGGGGGUUUGCUUUUGUUGAGUUUGUUGAUGCAUAUGAUGCUGGGGAGGCUCAAAGAAGCAUGAACAGGAGAAUUUUUGCCGGUAGAGAGAUAACUGUGGUUGUUGCUUCAGAGUCUAGGAAAAGGCCUGAAGAGAUGCGUGUGAAGACUAGGACUCGUAGUAGGGAACCUUCAGGCUCCAGAGGUCGUUCUCAUGGACGGUCUCGUUCACGUUCAAUCUCUCGAUCACGUUCUCCUCGUCGUCCAUCAGAUUCUAGAAGCAGAUACCGAUCAAGGUCUUACUCUCCUGCACCAAGACGAAGAGGAGCAGACUAUUCAGCAUCUCCGAGGAGAAGGCAAGAGGAACGUCCACGAUCACCACCAAGAGGUCCUCCUCGUGGAGAAGAAGAUGGAAAAUACAGUCGCAGGUCCUAUUCCCCUGGCUAUGAAGGUGCUACUGCUGCUCCAGAUCGGGACAGAAAUGGAGACAAUGAGAUCAGAGAAAAACCGGGCUAUGAAGCAGAGGAUAGACUUCGUGGUGGAAGAGCAGUUUCAAGGUCGCCAUCAGGAUCCAGGUCCAGGUCUGUGGAGGUAUCUCCAAGAUGAAACAUGUGUCAAGAAGCCGACCAAAACAUUGUGCAACGCUUUAUGGGUUUUGCCUCUGUUGUUUCUCUAGUAGUGGUCUCUGUGUCUUUAAAAACUCCCGAGUUUGGUUUGUUAAAAAGAUAGUCGUCGUGUGAUGUGAUGUUACUUGAAAUCGUACUCUGUUUGUGGGUCUUAUUUUGAAGUUGUAUGAAGAUUGGUUAUGCUUUUGAUGUGAGAAACGUUUAAAACCCA
Messenger RNA from Arabidopsis lyrata subsp. lyrata, 1193 nucleotides. RefSeq names its product serine/arginine-rich SC35-like splicing factor SCL30. The transcript has 8 exons. Lineage: Eukaryota; Viridiplantae; Streptophyta; Magnoliopsida; Brassicales; Brassicaceae. The coding region runs from base 120 to 962 and encodes 280 amino acids. The record is from RefSeq and is a predicted model, not a curated record. Gene Ontology annotation, molecular function: RNA binding.